Panicum virgatum (switchgrass) is the source of this 699-nucleotide messenger RNA. Its product is annotated as cullin-3B-like. Lineage: Eukaryota; Viridiplantae; Streptophyta; Magnoliopsida; Poales; Poaceae. Gene Ontology annotation, biological process: ubiquitin-dependent protein catabolic process; protein ubiquitination. The transcript has 3 exons. Gene Ontology annotation, cellular component: cullin-RING ubiquitin ligase complex. The record is from RefSeq and is a predicted model, not a curated record. Gene Ontology annotation, molecular function: ubiquitin protein ligase binding. Bases 1 to 699 code for a protein of 232 amino acids.
AUGAUCAACGACAUGUUAAUCUACGAGCUAGGUCUCCGCCUGUGGCGCGACCACUUGGUGAUGAAGAUCCGGGAGAGGCUCACCGGGGCGGUGAAGCCAAGAGGAGGCGAGGACGAUCAACUGGCAGCAGAUGUAAGGCAUACGAUGGAGAAACCAGAGCGUUUCAAGCACAAGCAAGACCCGGAAUUCUUCGCCGGAGCAUGCAUGAUGGCGACGCAGGCCAUCAGGGAAUUCUACGCUCAAGGCAGCACAACCAUGUUGCUUGAGAUGCUGCACAGGAACGCUUACUAUAUGGUCCUCUAUAAGAAGGGUGCCGAUCUGUACUCGGCCGUGGAGACCGCCAUGGCCUCUGAAGUUCAGAGUCUCUGGAGGGCUCUGAACGACGCUGCUCCGGCGGAGUUCUUGCAGGAGCUGCUGGCCAAGUGGAAUCAGCACAUCGAGGCCGUCAAGAUGACCCGAGACAUGUUGAUGUACAUGGAUUGGACAUUCGUCCCCACCAAUCGGAAGACGCCCAUUCGGGAGCUGGGGCUCCGCCUGUGGCGUGACCAGCUGACAAGCUCCGACGAGGUCCGGGAGAGGCUCACUGAAGCGGUGAAGCGGAGAGGAGGCGAGGAUGAACUGGUAGCUGCCGUGAACAAGAUGCUGACAGAGCUUGGUCCGGACGUUCCGGGUUUUUUCUUUCAAAGGGUAUUUGGUUAG